GCGCUCUCGGCUCUCACUGACAGCAGCACGCUUACAACGACUACAAGCAGCGCCAUCUAGCGGCCACAGAGCGCACCGUACGGUCCUGUGACAGCUGAUCCUGAGCGCUCCUAGUGCCAUCUCCUGUGCCACCAGCUACUCACAUGAGCGCCCUGUCCAUGAGCCUGGAGCCUCGCUGUGUGUCUCCCUAUGCCGGCUGGUGCAUGGAGCCCACUAACUUCUACGAGCAGAGAGUGAGCGGCUCCCCUGCUCUCUGCAAGCCUCGGGCCAUGUGCGAGGAAACGGAGCCUCCGGUGAGCAGCAGCAGCCUGGCAGAGCUGAGCGCUGCCUCCGCCAUCUACGACGAUGAGAGCGCCAUAGACUUCAGCUCCUACAUUGACUCCAUGUCGUCUGUGCCCAACCUGGAGCUGUGCAACGACGAGCUGUUCCUGGACUUGUUCAACAGCAACCACAAGAGCGGCGGCGGCGAGCGGGGAGAGUGCGGGGCCGACUACCUGAGCGGGCUCCUGGCCCCGCAGCAGAAGGCGCACGUGCCUCAGCUGAAGCGGGAGCCCGAGUGGAGUGACAGCGACCUCUCCUCCUCCCUGCCCUGUCAGAUUGCCACCUGUGCCCAGACCAGCAUGAGCCUGCAGCCCACCCCGCCCACCUCCCCGGAGCCCUCCAGUGCCGCCAGCUCUGCCUGCCCUUCCCCUGCCUCGUCCACUGCCCCCAGCAAGGACCGGGCGGGCAAGAAGAACCUCGACCGCUUCAGCCCCGAGUACCGGCAGCGGCGGGAGCGCAACAACAUCGCCGUGAGGAAGAGCCGGGACAAGGCGAAGAAGCGCAACAUAGACAUGCAGCAGAAGCUGCUGGAGCUCUCCUCCGAGAACGACAAGCUGCACAAGAGGAUCGACAUGCUGACCAGGGACUUAACCAACCUCAGGCACUUCUUCAAGCAGCUGCCCCCCACAGCCACCGCCGGCACCUUCCUCUCCAGCCUGGGGGGCUUAGACUGCCGGUAACCUGCCCCCAGCACCAGGACUGUGUGACCAACUCUGAAUACCUCAGCCCAGCAGAGGGCUCCAGUGAGCAGGGAGGGCUGCCCGCCCCCCAUGCUGGGACUUUUAAGACUGAGCCGACAGCAGACUGUUCUCAUACUCUAAUAGUGCAAUAAAGCUGUGUUGCCAAUACCUUGCAGAAGGGACUGGGAGUGUGGGCUCUAAUGCCCCAUGUGUGCCAGGCAAUCAAGUGCCAAAGAGCUGGCUUCCUAUCAAGUAUUGUAACUAAAGGUGCAGGGUUGCCAGCCUCCUGAUGGAUGGUGAGGCAGGUCUCAGCCUGGCACACAUGCUGGGAGGUACGGACUGUGAGCCUUGGCAUGGACUGUUGUUUGCCAUGGAACCCUCUCCUCAGUGCCCGCUUGUCUAGUGCCUUGUCCUGCUAGAACCCAUGUGGAGCCAUCCCAGUAGCAGAAGCAUUGGACAGGUUCUGUUAGUGCCUUGCCUGGUCCAAGCCGCCUGUCGCUGGAAGUACUGUAUGGGGAAGGAACGUUUUGGGCAGUGCCAAAUAGAAAUUGUGCUGGUCUUCAGUUUCUCUAAUGAAUGUGUAGCCAAUAACCGUGCUACCCUGGAAAUAUAGAACUAUAAAUAUAUUUUAUAUAUAAUAUGUAUUUUUCCUCUCUAUAAAACAAAGCUAAGACAUUUCCCUUCCUUAAAUUAUUUUUGUAAUUUUGGUUUUCUAUACCCUGUAUUGAUGCAGCUAUGGUACAUUGGAGACAAAGAGACUUUGUAUUGUAGAUAUUAGGGACAGAAAAUGAGCAUGCUCAACUUUUUAUAUGAUCAUUUUUACAGCAUUUUUAAGAAUAAAACCGUAAAAUGCA
This is a messenger RNA of Bufo gargarizans (Asiatic toad), 1855 nucleotides long. It is a transcript of the gene CEBPD, whose product is annotated as CCAAT enhancer binding protein delta. Gene Ontology annotation, biological process: regulation of cell differentiation; DNA-templated transcription; regulation of transcription by RNA polymerase II. The transcript has a single exon. The record is from RefSeq and is a predicted model, not a curated record. Lineage: Eukaryota; Metazoa; Chordata; Amphibia; Anura; Bufonidae. Bases 144 to 1001 code for a protein of 285 amino acids. Gene Ontology annotation, molecular function: RNA polymerase II cis-regulatory region sequence-specific DNA binding; DNA-binding transcription factor activity, RNA polymerase II-specific.